Molecule: messenger RNA, 384 nt
Organism: Lactuca virosa
Lineage: Eukaryota; Viridiplantae; Streptophyta; Magnoliopsida; Asterales; Asteraceae
Source: the annotation of a GenBank genome assembly
AUGAAACAAUCGAGAAAGGCUGCCAAUGUUUCUUAUCAAGGAUUAAAGGAGUUAGUUAAAUUUGGAAAGUUUUUUGAGAUUGAAGACACUCCUGCUGUUAGCUCAAUAAAUGUUGAGGUUGCCGACGAACACGUGGCGCCCAAACCAAAGUUUCAAUUCGCCUUUGAAGAGAUUGAAGUAUCUGAUGAUGAUGAUGAUCAAGGGGAUCAAGAAAAUGAAUUGAUAGAAAAUGAGUUUGAAGAUUUUAUUCAGCAAAGUAUUUCAAACCCAGAAGAGGAUGCAGCUGUCACACCUCCAACUGAGACUGAAAGGGAAAGUGACACAGUGGUGCGAUCUUCCAUACCGACCCUUGAACAGAUGGAUGCUCUUAUAGCAGAACUUUAG